CUUGAUGGGAUAUAUAUUUUUUGUUUUGAAUCGUAGUUUUUUGAGAAUUUCUGAAUUGUUCCACCCCAAUUUUCUACUCCAUUAAAAAAUAAUCAUUGUAUAUCUUCUUAAUUCAUCAGACAUCAAGAAUCAGUGGCCCUCAGGGUCGUUACAAUAAUAUUUCAUCGUCUCUCCUUUACUCUGGCAAAGUAAAAGUGUGCCAUAUAGUGAACAUCGACAUGUUUUAAUAGGACAGCAACGUGUUUCCGUGUUUGUUAUCGCUUGAUUCGUUCGGUAAUGGAGCCUCCAGUGAUGAAGGGUGCAGAGUGUGUGUUGGUGAAGGCGGAGCCCCCGUGGGAGUACACAGAGCAGCCCCAGAGCCCCCAGGCCGAGCACACAAGUAUGGUCAAAGCAGAGCCUGAGUCAAAGAGCGAAGAGGAUGCCAUCCUGCACCUCAAACAUGAGGUGAAAGAGGAAAUUGAGAUAGAGAUUAGCCCCGAGGUGUAUCAGCAACCCAAAGUGCCACUAGUAUCUCCAGGGCAAACACAACAUAAAGAAGUGGCGCAGCCAGACUCGCAAUUUUCGAUUCUUAGAAAAACACUUAUUCAGGGCAAAGAUGCAGACGAGAAUCCAUACAAAUGCAACUUUUGCGAUUACUCUAGUACUAAUAAGAAUCAUGUAAAAAAUCAUAUUGUGACGCAUACUGGAGAGAAACCAUAUAAGUGUGACUACUGUCCUUACACUUGUGCCAGAACUGGUGAUUUAAACCGUCAUAUGAAGAUACACACUGGUGACACUUUUAAAUGUGACUACUGUACUUACGCUUGUGCAAGUAAACGUCUUCUAAAACAACAUUUAUUUACUCACGGUGAUAAACCUUACAAAUGUAAACACUGCAGUUAUGCUGCAAACAAUGCCAGUAAUUUCAACAAUCAUAUGUUGAUACACACUGGUGAGAAAUCUCACCAGUGCAGCUACUGUUCUUACUCCACUUCCCGAAAAACCGAUUUAACAUGUCAUAUCAGAAUACACGUUGGACUAAAACCUUACAAAUGUGAUCAGUGUGGUUAUGCAAAUGCCAAAUUAGGUAAUUUAAGACAUCAUAUGAAGAUACACACUGGUGAGACACCUCAUAAAUGCGAGCAGUGUGAUUACGCUAGCGCAUAUAAAAGCAAUUUAAAAGCUCAUAUGAAGAGAGUACAUAAAAAGGACUUACCCUCGUCUGAAUAAGGCGGUCCGCUCCGUUUUUAGCGUUUGCACUUGUGUCCGACAGAAACAAGUAACUAUAGAAGUCUGACUAUACUUCGGUGUUUUGGCAUUAGAAAGAACUUCGCAGGUUCUAAAUCGUGCACUUUUUGCGGUAAAAUUUUGAGGUAAAUUGUAAUUAUUGACCAUGCUACAUUAGUUAAUUCCUUUAUUAUUAAGAAUUAAAGAGCCCGAUAAAAACUGCACGUUUACUUCUGUGUUCUUUCUAAUGCUAAAAAAACGAAGUACGAGUAUAGACCCAACGGAAAUUGUGCCGCGAGCGACUCAACUAUACAGUGCGCAGCUUCACAACGUCAAAAUAUCUCCGUAAUAACACACUAUGACCGCUAGGUGGCGCAUGCGCGAACAGGCGUCCGUUCCGUAGCGGUUGGUAUCGGUUCGCAGCAAUUACUAC
Molecule: messenger RNA, 1639 nt
Organism: Cydia strobilella
Lineage: Eukaryota; Metazoa; Arthropoda; Insecta; Lepidoptera; Tortricidae
Product: zinc finger protein 239-like
Exons: 2
Coding region: 277-1209 (310 amino acids)
Biological process (GO): regulation of transcription by RNA polymerase II
Cellular component (GO): chromosome
Molecular function (GO): chromatin insulator sequence binding
Source: RefSeq, a predicted model, not a curated record